UUUUCUGGGAUUUAACCCAGGGCCUUGUGAAUACUAAGCAUGCGUUCCACCACUAAGCUGCACUCCCAGCCCCAAUGUUUUGAUUAGUUUUAAUUUAGCCUCAGAUCUUCACUUUCUGUAAUAAGAAAUCUAGCCUACUAAUCCAGUUAUUUUAAUUUUUUUUCCUUGAGAAUAAUUCUAAAUCAAGAAUUUCAAGUAAAAACAGGCAAUGACUACAACUUAGAUCACCUCUAAAUUUUUGAUUAGGUACUAACAUAUAUUGGUGGUUGGGCCACUGACCAGAAGUUAAGAGGAAAGCCUAUUUGCAGGUGCUCCGUACCAUCUGGUUAGAAAAUUCCUCCCCUAGGACUUCUGGAAAAUAUAGGGACAAAUGAACUCCCUGACUCCUGGAAUAAGAAUAGUUAGGCCCAGAAAGUCUCCCAGGUACCAGGAUUUGUCCUCUUGUGGGCAGAAAGGUCCUGCCCUAGACAGGGCUCCUCUUCGAAACUCAAGAGAAGAGCUAGGGAUGUAGCUCAGGGCACAGCAUCUAUCUGGCAAGUGCAAGGCCCUGAGUUCAAUUCUUGGUAGGAAGAAACCUCAGGAGAGGAAUUGAUGCCCUCUCCAGGUUGGCAGCCCCAGGGUUUCCCCACAUGUCCUUCGUGAGGACCACCAAUGAAUGUCAGGGUGUUCGGAGCUGUUUUAUGGCACAAAUAUUCCCUGGCAGUGGAUGUGAUUUGGGGAGGGAUGAAGCAGUGUGAUGAGGGCCAGUCCCUCCACUUAGUUUCAGUUUCUGUAGCAGAGAUAAAAACCCUCCUGCCAAGUAGGCAGCCUCUAUUUGCAGGAACACAUUGCCUUAAAAAAUUGUCAUUUUAUACACAAUGAAGUUACUGUAGGCUUUGGCCCUUGGUUUUUCUCUUCCCUAAGCCACACCUAUGUGUGCAGUGAAACUCAGUCCUUUGCUGAAGACAUACUCUAUGGCCAGAGAGAGAAGUGGAACUUAUUGUUGGAUAUUCUGGUGGUAGUUGGGGCCUUCUAAUGACAGUGUAGUCACCUGGAGCAUUCACCCAGGUGCAUACGGCCUGCAGCAUCACUUAGUGUUUUCUCCAAACUUGGUGGGUGAGCCAGCUACCUCAACACUAAGACCCCUAGUAAAACUGCAGUUUUCUCUCCUAUCUUCAGGGAGUCUAACUGACUCAUUGCUAGGAUAGGUCCAGUAACUGCUUUGUAAGCCCCCCACCUCCCAUAGAUUACUUGAUUCUAAUCGGAAGACCAUUGUGAAAGUAUUGCAAAGGCCUUUCUGCAGGCCCACCAGCUGCCUUUACUUCUGUUGCUUCUGCUAGGAACACUUCUCAGCUUGCACUUCCAGCCUAGGUUUCUUGGAAGCUAUAGGAGCGCCCUAGCCCCACUCACCGGUCUCCACCACACACAUCACGCCCCAACCAAUCCCAGUUACUUUGUGAGUUCACCUCUGCUCUGAGGGGACACUCAGGCGAGACUACUGUAGCUGUGUACCUGGCAGGUUCACUGUCUUGAGUUGAUGUGCUUACAACAGUGACCCAGGUCAUAGAGAUUUGAAAAAAAUAAGCUUGCUGGAAAGAAGUCACCUGAACCAUAGGGUUUCAGGACAGUUAACCAUAACUGCGCAGCUCAGGACUCCAGCCAGGCACCAGGCAGAUGGAUGCUGUCAUCGCAUUGUCACUCCAGCCCAGCUCCAGGCCCUCGGAGUUUGGAAACAAGCCACCGGGCCCACCCUGCCCCGGCUCCGCCCCUCGAUGCGUGGCAUCUUCUUUGCCUGUUAUUAGCUGCUCGGUUCAGAGCUGGGUUCUGUUUAUUGGCGCUUCUGGAGGAAGUGAGUGAGAAUUUGGUUGCUAUAUCUCGGAGUUCAUUGGUUUCUGUGUCUGUCAGUCACACAGAGCCAGCUUUCUUCAGUUUUCAUUGGCUGGUGGGGUAGCGGGGUUUGGCGGUAUUCUUGACAUGGCAGACAGUGGCGGCUGGCGGCCGCCGCGGCCUUGUGAGACCUACCGCGCCGAGUGGGAGUUCUGCCGCAGCGCCAGGCACUUCCUGCAUCACUACUAUGUACACGGCAAGCGGCCGGCUUGCGAGCAGUGGCUGCGCGACCUGGCCAGCUGCCGCGACUGGGAGGAGCGCCGGACAGCCGAAGCCCAGCGAUCCCUGUGUGAGAGCGAGCAGGCGCGUGUGCAAGCUGCACGGAAGCACACCCUGGUGUGGGCCCUGAGGCAGAGUCCCCCUGCAGACUGGCACCUCCCUCUACCACAAGAGAAGGACAAGUGACGAGCACCCCUGCCCUUGGCCUGUGUGGCUUCCUCAAGUCUGCUUCAAGUGGGGCUAUAACCAUCCCAAACACUAGUGCAUCCCUGUGAGCUCCUGCCUGGCCUGAAACACAGAGCAGGACAUCUCCAGCUCCACCUGCCCUUCCCUUACCUGCAUCAGGGAAUGCUGUCACCACAAGUCUCUGAGAGACAAUUAAGGCCACUCCACAGCUUCCAGGAAACCAAGUGUUGUGGCAGGUACCUGUGAACAGCCAGGUCAGGCUCAAUCAGACCUAGCACCACAGGUGGUAGUCUUGAGGGGUAGCAUUCUCAGAUAAAUUCUUGAGUGGUAGCUCUGACCUGCAGACACAUGACUGGGUCAGAAAGAGGUCGCAAGAGCUGUGCUACUGUGAACACCUCUUCCUGUCCUUGGGAAACAGGUUACCACAUCCCAGGCUUGGUGAUUACCAUAUAUUGCCAGCCCCUGGCAUCAAAGCAGGGGGCUCACACUCUGCUCAGUUCCACGGCAGAGGUAGGUGGACUAUGCCAAACAGACAGGCCUCACUGCCCCUCUGCACCAGCACACUUCACCAAAGGCUCCCAGCGAGGCCCUCAGAGACUCGGUUUUUUUCUUUGAUUCUUUGACAUAGUGUCUAGCUGUAUAGUCCAGGCCAGCCUUGAACUCACUGUGUGGCCACGUUGGCUUCAAACUCAAAAUCCCCCUGCCUCAGCCUCCCAAAUUCUAGAAUCACAGGCAUGUGCCACUUUGCCUGGUGAGAAUUCAGUUUUUAAAAAACACACAACCUAGCUGGGCAUGGUGGCAAAUGCCUAUAAUCACAGCACUCUGGGAGCCUGAGGCAUGAGGAUUACAAAUUCAGUCCCAGACUGGGCAAAUUGGCAAUUUAGUGAGACCCUGUCCCAAAAUAAAAUUUUUAAAGGCCUGGGGAUGUAGCUCAGUAUGAAGGUCCUGGGUUGAUUCCCCAAUACUGCAGAAAACAAAACCAAAAAGCACAUACAAAUUAGCAAGAUAGUGUGGAGUCUUUGCUUAAGAAAUACAAGCCCAGGAAAGGCUGAGGAUUUAGCUCAGUGGUACCGUGCCUGCCUUGUAAGUCCAAGGUCCUGAGUUCAAUCCCUGGUACCAGAAAAAAAGAAAUCCAAGCCCAGGACCAAGGGAUUUAGCUCAGGGGCACCAUGCCUGCCUGGCAAGCACAAGUUCCUGAGUUCAAUCCCUGGUACUGGAAAAAAAAAAAAAAGAAAUCCAAGCCCAUAAAGAGAUGGAAGGAAGAGGGAAGGAAGGGAGGGAGGGAAAGGAGAAGUUAAAAGAAUUAAGAUGAGUUAUGUAUAUGUUCAGUGUUACAUGACGAAGGUAAUCACUAUGUAUUGAAACGUACUAA
This is a messenger RNA of Heterocephalus glaber (naked mole-rat), 3643 nucleotides long. RefSeq names its product chromosome unknown C22orf39 homolog (gene CUNH22orf39). The record is from RefSeq and is a predicted model, not a curated record. Lineage: Eukaryota; Metazoa; Chordata; Mammalia; Rodentia; Bathyergidae.